UGUCCUUGGCAUUUGCUGUGAAGGAACUCAAUGAGAAUCACCAAAUCUUACCCAAUGUCAGUUUGGGCUUCCACAUCUUAAACAGCUAUUUUUUGGCAAGGUGGACUUAUCUAGCCUCAAUGGAACUUCUAUCCACUCAGGAAAAGUUCAUCCCUAACUACAAAUGUGAUAUUCAGAAUAGGAUUGUGGGAGUCAUUGGGGGACCUACUUCUGAAGUCUGUCUCCACAUGACCAACAUCUUGAGCACCUACAAAAUUCCGCAGAAAAGACCCCAAUCCCUGUGUAAUGACUAUUGUCACUCUGGUUCAAGUAAGGUCAAAAUAGAAGGAAAGCCAUUUUGCUGCUAUGACUGCUUUUCAUGUCCAGAAGGGAAGGUGACAAAUCAGAAAGACAUGGAUGAUUGUUUGCCAUGCCCAGAAGGACAGUAUCCAAAUAACAACCACGAUUCAUGCCUUCCAAAACAGAUAGUUUUCCUGUCUUAUGAAGACCUAUUAGGGACUACUUUGGCCACUACUUCACUCAUCUUUGCUUGCAUUGCCACGGUGGUUCUUGGGAUCUUCAUCAAAUACCAGGACACUCCCAUAGUCAAGGCCAACAAUCGGAACAUCACCUACCUUCUCCUUGUCUCCCUUGUGCUCUCAUUCCUUUGUAGUUUAUUAUUCAUCGGACAACCUGAAAAGCUGACCUGCCUUUUACGACAAACUGCUUUUGGGAUCAUCUUCUCAGUAGCCAUUUCUUGUGUAUUGGCCAAAACCAUCAUUGUGAUUUUAGCUUUCAUGGCUUCAGUGCCAGGAUCCAAGAUGAGGCGAUGGCUGGGCAAACAUUUAGAUAAUUACAUAGUUGUUUCCUGCUCCCUCAUUCAAGUUGUUGUUUGUACCAUAUGGCUUGCAAUCUCACCCCCAUAUCCAGAUACUGAUAUAAACUUAGUGGCAGAUGAAAUCAUCUUGGGAUGUAAUGAAGGCUCUACUGUCAUGUUUUACUGUGUCUUGCUAUACCUGCUUUUCCUUGCCAUUGUUGGUUUCAAUGUGGCUUUUCAAGGUCGGCAUUUACCAGACAGUUUUAAUGAGACCAAGUUCAUCUUCUUCAGCCUGUUGUGCUUUUGCAGUGUCUGGUUGUCCUUUUUUCCAACCUAUCUGAGCACCAAGGGGAAGUACAUGGUAGCUGUGGAGAUCUUUUCCAUAUUGUCAUCUAGUGCAGGACUACUAGGCUGCAUAUUUUUUCCCAAAUGCUUUGUCAUUCUACUAAGGCCUGAUUUGAAUACUAAAAAACAAUUAAUGAGAGGCAAGAAAGAAGAAAUAUAAUUCCAUGACUGGUUCAGUGAAAGAAACAUUCAUUGAAGACCACUCUGGAAUUAGAACUGAUCCAGAAUGAAGCUGUUGCAAGUCAUAGGAAUCCUCUUAUUAUUUCUGAGUGCAUACAUUUUUCCUACCUUGGAAAAAAAACCCAAAAUUGGUGAAAUCAAUUAUGACCCCAGAUAUUCCCACCCUUAUUUUAAUAAAUGGAAUAUAAACAAUGA
This is a messenger RNA of Pantherophis guttatus, 1516 nucleotides long. RefSeq names its product vomeronasal type-2 receptor 26-like. Gene Ontology annotation, molecular function: G protein-coupled receptor activity. The record is from RefSeq and is a predicted model, not a curated record. Gene Ontology annotation, cellular component: plasma membrane. NCBI's taxonomy places the organism in Eukaryota, Metazoa, Chordata, Lepidosauria, Squamata, Colubridae. Gene Ontology annotation, biological process: G protein-coupled receptor signaling pathway.